AAAAGCCUGCAUUGUUAAAGUGAAGCAGCAGCAACGAUAAGACACGGACGGACGAUUUUUUACUCCUGAGUGAGCGACAGUGAAAAAAAUAGAGGAACCGUUUUGAGGGCACGAUAAAGUGUCUAAAAUUUGCAUCAUAUCAUUAAGUACUGCUUAUAGUUCCGAUCGGAAGUAUUUCCUGCUUCAGUGAAAACCCGUGGAAGUGAAGGCAAAGCAUAUCGCUUGCACCACUCAAGCAGCAGCAGUAAGAUUGAACAGCGAAGGAUAUUUCUCAUUGCAGAAUUGGGCAGGAGAUUUACGCAAUUUAAUCCAAGGCAGAUAGAGAAUGAUGAACCUAGUGUUUGUUUGCCAGCGAAACUAGGACGCAUUAAACAUUUUGAGACGGUAUAUCAGAAAGGAAGCAGCAAGAAGAAAAUAUAUAGACAUGGCCAGCAGCAGGCUAUCGGUACGCAUUUUCAGCCUGUUGUUGAUCUUGAUACAGUUGGAAGAACAGGUUCGUUCACAGCCUUCGUCUGAUCAGCAGCAGCAGCAAAAUAAACAGAUUAGUUUUGGCGCACAGGAGAUGUUCUCACCCUCAUCACAAACACUAAUGGACGAAAUGUUUCAGCAUAAUGAUGGGGUUGUACGGGGAACAAUUGGUUCAGCAGUAGCAGGAGACAAGACGAGUCCAGAACUGGUGGGAAACUUGGUUUUCCAACCUAGUUUGCUGGAUUUCGUCGAGCGUUCUAUUGGCGAUCCGCACAAUCAGGUGGUGAUCCUGAUCAAUAAACACAAAAACCGCAGUGUAUUUCUGGGAUCUAUUUCCGGAAGUACACCCGUUUUCUACAGUUCAUACUUCAAAGAUAUGGUUAUUCCACCGGAGGGUAAUACUACUUUCAACGUAGUAUUUCUACCUCGUCGAUUGGGAGCCACAGCCGGAUCAAUUGAGAUUCAUACGUCUUUUGGUCUGCUGCAAUACCAGGUUAAAGGUAUCGGCAGGGAAUGUCCGUAUCGGCUCAGACCUCUUGUGAACUUAGUGGCUCCGUUGAAUGCAACGAUUAUGCCGGAGAUUACCAUGUAUAAUCCACAUGACACUCCGCUGCAAAUUAUGGAAAUCUAUAGCAGCGGAGGAAACUUUCAGCUCGAACUGCCCAGUGGGGCCCAGGAAGGUCCUCAAGCAUUAUGGGAAAUUCCUCCGCAUAGCACACGAAGUGUGAUCCGAGUGAGAUUUUAUGGUAAAGAAGCCGGCAACUACACGGCAUACGUCAGAAUUAAGAUCUCCGGCGGAAGUCAGGAGCCAUCGCUGGUGGAUAAAAUGCUUGUGGUUCCAAUUGAAAUCGAAAUCUACAAAGAGACUGGAAUCUACUCCAGGGUACCGUUCGUUAGCUUUGACACAGGUGGUACUAAUGGGAAUAUCUCACGGAUACACCUGAAUUUAAUUAACUCCGGGAAUCGGAAAGUCCACAUUAAACAAAUGGGUGUCCAGGCGGAUAGUUUACAAGUGACACAUGCGGUAAAGUUUUACGUUAUAUCGGAAGACCUGCAUCCCGUCGCCCAAGUUAAAAUUGAUUCGUCCAAAGUCAGUGUGGAUGGAGAAAUUUCGGGAAUUUUCUAUGCGCACUACACCUUGAGUGACUCUCCCAAUGAUGUGAUAUACAACUGCUUGAUUUAUUUUGCUUGUCUAAUUUUGAAAGGCAACCUUAAGUACAACGCAGACGCGCUAAAGUUUCUCACUUUCACCGGCGAAGACACUGAAGACCAGCAAAAUUCACAACUCGCCGUGCCACGGCCGCUGGUUGUGCAAAAUCAAUUCAGUGUGCCAUUUAGUAUCUCCAAUAUUACAGUACCUGAGAAUUGUUCUACGAAUUUCCGUGUCGAAGGAUUUCGGCCACGUGUUAUUCAUCCUGGACAAGAAGAAACCCUCCUGCGGAUAUCGCGCAUUCUGACGGAUAACCUGAACCGAUCGAUUGCCACGUACAUCCGGUUGAUGACUAAUAUGUCAGACUUCGAUCUGCCAGUCUACAGUUAUACCGGAAAACUUAAACGUAUUUUGCCCUUCUCGACGACGAACCCUCGCCCCGCUGCGGACUACGAGCGUCUAGAUUUGGACGAGCGCGAGCUCGAUUUUGGUAUUCUACCGAUCUCAACAAUCGGCGAAACGCUGAUCGCCUUUUUCAAUGCCAAUCCGGUGGAGAUCCCCAUACGCCACUGGAAGGGCGCCAUCACUUCGGACGGUGCCGAGGGAACGUCCACCAUAACCGUAAUCCUGCGCGGUUGUGGUCCCCACGCUGGUGAAAAUUUAAUUUUCUGCAGGCAAAUUCUACCAAAACACUGGAUCGUUUUCCAGAUCAGCGUUCAGUCGAGUACGACCGACAGCUACAGGGGUCAGUUCAGCAUAACGACAGACUACGAGGAGAUUGUGACACCCAUCAGUUUUACCACGGCGGUCGGCAAGCUGGAACUGAAUCGGGAGUUGCUGCGAUUUGAUAACUGCUUUCCGGGAAAACUCUGCUCGCUGAAUCUGACGGCCCACUCGACGUUCCUAUCGAAAAUCCACGUCGAAGGCAUCAAAACCGAUGUAGAUGGGAUAGAGUUCACCGUCGAGAGUCGUCAUCCGGUGAUUCAUCCGAAUACGAUAACCAACAUUGGCCGGUUGCUGUUCGAUCCGAAAGUGAUUUGCAAACUGGAUUGCUAUAGUAGUUUCGAUCUGCUCUCGAAGCCGUUUGGCGUCAAGUGGAUGGCUACGCUGGAUAAUUACGAACAGUAUCGGAGGCUGGACAGCGAGAAAUUACUGCAGCAGCUCCGGUUAUAUACCGAGAUGAAACAGUCGUGGAAAAGUAUAAGAUUCCAGCUGACGACGGAUCCGAUUAGGAAGUUUGAGUUUAACGCAAGCGUUGAUUUAGUGUGGCCAAAAUUGCUUACAGAAAAUAUUCAUUUUCCGACGCUGCAAAUCGAGCAGGAAGCAGUAAAACUGAUUACGAUUAACAAUCCGUCGGAUCAAAUUUUAUUUGUGCACCUUGUGCUGCACGACGUUAGUGUUCAUGGCAACAAUGUGAGUGCUUUACCCCCGGAAAUACUGUCCGGGUGUGAAAAUUGUAGCUUAAGCGAGGAGAACGUAUUUUCGUUCUUUUUAUUCGACUACGACGACAUUUAUGUGAACUAUGUGAAACCAAAAUCUUUCCUAAAGAUUGCAGUUAAAUUUACUUCGAAAACGCCGGGGACUUACUCGACAAUAUUUUACAUGCGUAACAAUUUAACGCUGAUCGAUGCCGUUUGGAUACAGGCGAAAGCUGUAGUACCACAGUUUAAAUUUGGCAAUCGGAAGCCAGGUUCUACGACAGCGUUGCAGUUCGAGAUUACCGAUAAACAUUUAAAGAUGUGCUCAAAGUUUCAAGAACCAGGUGCUGGCGAGGAUGAGAGUGGGAUGUCGAUCCAAACGAAGCGAUCCUUUACGGCACGAAACUACGGUGAAGUUCCAAUAGCGGUCUCGGCAAUACGUGUCGAGGACAUACUUUGUGAAGGAUACGGAUUCAAAGUGUUGGACUGCGCACCAUUUGAGCUGCAGCCGAAUGCGAGUAAAAAGAUUGAAAUAGCAUUCUCGCCGGACUUCACCCUGGCGCGGGUGACACGAACGUUGAACUUUGACACUAACAUAAAUUUUCCUGUAAAUUUUACCCUUCUGGGAACUGUUCCAGCUCAUGGGUUAGAAUCUUGUAGUUUAAGUUUAAAGAGACCGUGGUUCGAAGGAAUACUCAGAAUUGUUCUAAUCAGUGUUUUGUCGCUGGUUUUCGUUGGAACACUAAUGGCUGCAUUUUUGGACGCGAAUAAGGUGAUCAAAGAUCACGUACUUAAUAUGUCCCGUGAUAGAGGGCCCAUUCAACCCCCGUUGGAUCUACGUCAGAUUGCAUUACAAAGCUCAGCGACAGCAAACGAGGAUAGUUCCGAUAAGCCAACUGGGAAUCAAAACAACCAAGCUAGAAAGGGCCAAAAUUAUAACUCGAAAAAGCGAAUUCCGGCCAAGGAGGCGAAUUCGAAAGUUUCCAACGGCAGCGCUAACAAUUUCAACAAAACGUGGACAGAUUUUACUUCCAAGCUUAACAAAAGCUUCCAGUCGAAGCAAACCAGCGACAAAUUUUCACCUGAAACGGACAAACGGUCUCAAAAAAGUCGACGUUCAAUUACUCCUCCUAAGGAGGAAACGCAACUUCUAUCGCCGGUCUCAAGCUGUGCACCUAGCAGCAGUAGCAACAGCACCAAAGAACGAAACCGCCAACCGGUCGAGGAAGAUUCCAGCUCGACCACAACGGAAAGUUCGGAAACAUCAUCGACAAUGUCUUCGGCAUCCACGUCGUCCUCGUUGUCGUCAUCGGGCACAGCGGCUUACAAAGCGACAGCAUCGGCAGAGAUUGUAAAAUCUUCCAAAGCAGCAAACACAUCGACCAAUCAUCAGCAUCACGCUCAGUCUAAAACGUGUACCAGUGACUUAAAACCUGAAUCAAAUUCAGCGGGCUUCAGUCAAAGCCAUAGCAUUAAUCACCAACAGUCAAAGCCCUUACACCAUCAACCACAACCGUCUCAGGUGCAGAAAACGAACGUCAAGAAAACCAAAAGCCUCCCGGUCGGCUACGAGUCUGGAGCAUCCUUGCUCAACUCAUCGAAUACCGGUGGCAACAACUCCUCGCAACAAAAACAUUCGACUAUGGCGACGGUUGCGGUUAAGGAAUCCGGUGGCUUGCGCAACAGUAGUAAGAAUCAUCACUGCAAUGAAAAGGGAACGGGAAAAUCAAACAAGAAUUCUGAAAAGAGAGAACAUACGGGCAAGGAAAAUGGCAACGCGUACGGUGACUAUGGCGGAAAGAAUGACUCGUCCCAAUCGAAGAAAUUCGGAAAGACACCCGGUCGGGAACGUAAAUCAAAUAAUCAAGGCAAAAAGGGCUCUAAAAAUCUGCACAAAGCACAAGCUCUGCAAUUCACCUCACCGGGUGCGGGCAAAUCUGGUGCCUCGGGUACUAGUAACGGCGGUUCGAGCUUUUUCCUUACCAGCAGUAGCAUCCCAACCAGUCAAAUUCCUACACCGCCCAAUGUUUGGGGUGAAAAUCGCGCUCGUUUCAGUGACGUCGUAGCUCAGGCUACGUUGGACCGGUCCACCAGUUCUAAACUAUUGGCUUUCGAUUUGGGCGCGAAUAACUUCGUCUCACCAAGUACAUCUUCAACCGCUAUUGGGUCUAGUAAACAACAACAACAACCGCAGCAGCAGCAGAAAUUGCAGGAGGUUCCUAAAGUUGCAACGAGCUUGUUUGGCAAAACUAAGGAUGACACUUUUAUCGGGAUGGAAAAGGAGCUGAGCAUUACCGUUGGAGCCGGUUUGGCUCCUAUUGGAACAUCCAAAAAAUCACCUUCCUCAAUUACACCAAGAUGCUGGGAACCAUUCGGAAAUGUCGUCAACACUAGACCGCCCACAAGCAGUGUAGAUUUAGCAAAUUCAGACAGUUACUUCUCACAGUCCUUUGCUGAUUAUAACCACGCCAGUACUAGCGAUCAGUUCCGAUCGACCGGGGCCAUUAACAACGGCAGCGGUCGUUCGUUGACUGACUAUCAAUCGCAACAGUCUGCUUUCGCCGGCAUGAAUGGCUCGCACGGAGCUAACAACGGUAGUGCAUCCAGCUUGGCUCUUAUGAACGAUUUAAAUCCUAUGCUCAUCGAUCAACACGAUUGGGAUGAUAAUAAGCUUCUCUGGCAAAUGUUUCAAAAGAACGAUGACUUGAAUUUGCCGCCACUGAUUGAUUGGAAUUCGCCCUGGACAUCCCCAACAGUAUUUUCUCAACCGAGCAGCACCCAUUUACAACAGCAACCAACUUCACAGUCAUCAACCAUGCAAAUGAAUUCCCGUUUGACAAACAAUUGGCUGAAUGCGGGUGGAAGCUCACAAGCAUCGCAGAUGCCACUUCGAGCUCCACCUGGCUUUUCUCCCGUGAAGCCCACACCCACCAAUCAGACGCUACUGGUUCAAGCUCAUGGUCAUCAGACACAACAACAGCAACAAAUGCAGCAGCAUGAUCAUCAAAACAACGGAGCUGGGGGAGGCGCAACGUAUGAUCCAUUCCGUCUUAGCUCUAUUUGGGCACCGGCCAAUACCAACAAUGACGUGUGGAAUGAUAAAAAAUAGAGUGGUGGGGUGUUGAAACACGAUAGCAAACAGAACCGUUCUGUUUAAAAGAAGAACAAAACAGUAGUGACAUGGCUGAGUUUUCCUUAUUUUUUACUCUUUGAACUAAUUUUAUUGAACCGUAGAUACUCAAAGAAGGUUUUCAUUUAAAGUAGGAUUUUUUUUUCGUCAGUUUUUCUUGUGCUGUGAUUAAACCACACACGCUUAGUUACUAAUCAUUUCUCGUUCUGUUUUGAAUCGUUUCUAACCGCCUUGUUCUAGUUCUGCUCUAGAUGUUGGUUUAUACUCAAUACACUAAUGUUAUUAUUUUCCGGAUAGGCUCUAAAUUUAGUUGUUUCGUUUCUUUCGCUUAACAUUUUUUACAAUAACAAACAGUAGGUUCUGCAGCAAGCAGAAAGUGAAAUAGGUCGAGCGCCGGCGGAAUUUAAAAUGAGAGUAUUAAAUCAUAUAAUUGGAAGAAUACAAACAAAUGAAGAUUACACAAUAUUUAAAGUAUCUUUACAAAAAGACACAAAACUAAACUAAUAUUUUGAUUAACGAUUAAAUAUAGUAGGGAAAAACGGCUGCGCGAGCAGUUCGCUGUUGUAAUGCCCUACGCAACGAUUCAAAAGCUUCGGAAGGCUGGUGACAUUGCUACCACAGACCACUGAAAAAUUUACUAUCUCCACUUUACUUGGGAGUGAGUACAAAGCCUGUAUUCAAUGCAAUUUCAAAAUGAUAAAAUUUACUCCCGAAUGUUCCUAUAAAAAUUCUAUAGACAGAUUAAUUGUAUCAAUCUUCUCUGAUACAUUUUCAAGGGAAAUGAUAGAAAACCUUCGGUCUCGAACCCAUAUUUGAUGGAAACGGGUUACGAACUUGCCAAUAAAGUGGGGAAAGUACAUUAACGGUCGGAUUAUAACAAAACAAAACUUGGGCACGCUGAUGACGAACUAUACGCUAACGGACAAUUUGCUGAUGAUGAUGAUUGGACACUCGUACAAGUGAAAGUGAAUAACAGACGCAACAAUUGAGAAAAUAAACAAGAAAUUAAGGCAACAUUAAA
Wyeomyia smithii (pitcher-plant mosquito) is the source of this 7187-nucleotide messenger RNA. RefSeq names its product transmembrane protein 131 homolog (gene Tmem131). Bases 425 to 6145 code for a protein of 1906 amino acids. Gene Ontology annotation, cellular component: membrane. The record is from RefSeq and is a predicted model, not a curated record. The transcript is spliced from 4 exons. Lineage: Eukaryota; Metazoa; Arthropoda; Insecta; Diptera; Culicidae.